AUGAUGUCGCUACCCCUUUUCUCCCCUUUUGAUCGUUACCGAGGCCUGGAAAGGGGCCCCCAAAGACAAACAAUCUCUCUUCAGGAGCCUGAAAAUGGUUCCCCCCCCCCCGGCCAAAAAAAAAACCCUUCAACAAGGCAGCAAUACCUCAGGUAUCUUUCAAUACGAAAAAUUCAUCCGUCUUUUUAUUGUUGUAUAAACAAACCGGGAAUGAUGGGUUUGCCCUCGAUGUGCCAAUACGGCGCAAGUAAAAUGGCUACGUACCAUCUCAACGCAGCUGCGUCGCGCUUAGGGCGGCCAACCGGAAAGGGGGUAAACCUGGAGCGGGGGAGUCGGAUGAUUGUUGACUGUUUUUUCUUUCAUGCUUGA
Podospora pseudocomata is the source of this 369-nucleotide messenger RNA. RefSeq lists its product as uncharacterized. The record is from RefSeq and is a predicted model, not a curated record. The transcript has a single exon. Bases 1 to 369 code for a protein of 122 amino acids. NCBI's taxonomy places the organism in Eukaryota, Fungi, Ascomycota, Sordariomycetes, Sordariales, Podosporaceae.